Molecule: messenger RNA, 2600 nt
Organism: Exophiala viscosa
Lineage: Eukaryota; Fungi; Ascomycota; Eurotiomycetes; Chaetothyriales; Herpotrichiellaceae
Product: pyruvate dehydrogenase E1 component subunit beta
Exons: 2
Coding region: 44-2503 (819 amino acids)
Biological process (GO): endonucleolytic cleavage of tricistronic rRNA transcript (SSU-rRNA, 5.8S rRNA, LSU-rRNA); maturation of SSU-rRNA from tricistronic rRNA transcript (SSU-rRNA, 5.8S rRNA, LSU-rRNA); ribosome biogenesis
Cellular component (GO): preribosome, small subunit precursor; nucleus
Molecular function (GO): U3 snoRNA binding; GTP binding; GTPase activity
Source: RefSeq, a predicted model, not a curated record
AACAUCGUCGCCGUCCUUCUUUGUACAGUACAUUGUGAUUGACAUGUCUCUGGCCUUCCGGUUCAAAGCUGGAGGUUCUGAAUAUAACGCUACAAUGGCUCCCACUUCUACUUCUGUUCAUCAUCACAGAAGUACCACAAAAACAGAUCACAAACCGUUCAAAUCGAAGUUUGCCUCUAAAAGCGCUCUCAAGGAUAAAGCAAAGGGCAAAAUCGAAACACAAAGGCCAGAAAAGGGCCAGAGAAAGACUCCCCAUCAGCAAGUCAUGUCGAAGUUAGCCAGACGCAACCAGGCAAAGCAACUGCGCAUGAACCACAAGGAUAAAAGAGAUGGAGAAGAAAAUAUCUUUCAGGGUGCAGAUGCCGCUGCCAAACACAUCGCAAUCGUGCCCCUAUCGAAGAGUAUCGACCCCUACUCCGCCAUCAAAACCCUGAACAACAGUGUCGAUGUUCCCGGGCCCGAAUCGACCAGCGGCACUGUCCCUGUUCGAGUCGACAGAUUCCGCCGCAACCUCCUCUACCUACCAGGCUCCUUGCAUCUGCUGAAAGCGCUGGACGUUUGCAAAUUGGCCGACUGGGUUGUGUUCGUGCUUGAUGCAGAGCAGACGUUUGGUGAAGAGGAGGAUUCGUUUCUCAAGGCCUUGGAAGGACAAGGAAUCACAAAUGUCACUGCUGUGGUGCACGAUCUUGAUGCGAAGGUUCCAGUGGCAAAGAGGUCACGCCAUCUUACAGACUUGAAGAUCGCCAUCGGCCGGUACUUCCCAGCUUUGGACAAAUUGUCAAGUCUCGAUAGCAAAUCGGAUUGUUCAAAUCUGGUGCGAAGUAUGUGCACUGCGUCGACGAGAGGAAUCCGGUGGCGUGAUGACAGAAGUUGGAUGUUGAUCGAGAACUUGAACUGGUCAGGCGCCGCUGAUGGAGCAGAUACGACUACAGUCACAGUGUCGGGAAUAGUCCGUGGAAAAGGCAUGAACCCGGACCGAUUAGUCCACGUUCCAGGCUGGGGAGAUUUUCAGAUCCGGGUCAUCAGGGAGUUACCGAAAGGACAAAAGCGAAUAGCUGAGGAGAUGGAUGCGGAUGUACAAGUCAAAGAAUGGAGACCAACAGAGAAUCAGGACGAUCUGGCAGAACUGGCGCCUGAACAAGCCGAAAUGCACGAUAUCGCCAGCACGGCGGCUACCACCGAGCACAAAGGUGUACUACUCGACGAUUACCACUAUUUCUCUGACGACAACUCUCAUAUUCCUGCUACACCCAAGAAACUUCCCAAGGGUACCUCCGACUACCAGGCUGCGUGGUACCUGGAUGACGUUUCAGAUUCCGACUCUGACAUGCUUGACGAAGACAACGACGGCGAUGUUGCCAUGGAUGCAGAAUCUCUCGGUCCAGAGGAUGGCGUGGUAGCGAAUGGGGUAGAGGCCAUGACGGAAGGGGGACCAUCAGAAUACCCCGAAUCGGAAAUGCAUGUGGAUGCCGACGAUGAAGAGGAAGCUCGACAAUUAGCAGAAUAUCGCGCCAACAAAAAGCAAGAAGCCGAAGACGACCUCGAAUUUCCGGACGAGAUUGAACUCCAUCCAGAAAUGUCGGCUCGAGAAAGACUGAUCAAAUAUCGAGGUCUCAAGAGUCUAAGGACCAGUGAGUGGAAUCAUGCCGAAGACGCACCCUACGAACCAUUUGAGUACAAGCGCCUCCUCCAGGUCGCCGACUACAAGAAAUCGUACAGUGCAGCGCUGAAGGAGUCAUUGGGAGGCGGCGUGAUUGCAGGAACGAGGGUUGAGGUACAGCUACGAAAUGUGCCUGCCUCUCUUGCUUCCACUCCUCCUCCGGCGUGCAUGUUCUCUCUUCUGCGCCACGAGCACAAACAUGCCGUCAUCAACCUCAACAUGACCUUAUCUUCGGAUCUGCAAGCACCGUUGAAGUCCAAAGACGAAAUCAUCGUGCAGAUUGGCCAUCGCCGUCUCAUUGUCAAUCCAAUCUUUUCGGCUUCGGGAAACACACCCAACGACGUCCACAAAUUUGACCGAUAUAUUCAUCCUGGACGAACAGCAAUCGCAACCUUCACAGGGCCAAUGACUUGGGGAUCUGUACCUGUUCUCGUUUUCCGCCGCGAGACACCCUCCGAGGAUGCCGCACCCGCGCUGGUCGAUUCAAUGCAACCGGAUGUGCCAGCCUCGCAAGGACAAUUGCAACUCAUCGGCACUGCGACGACCAUCGCUCCAUCGUCAUCACGCAUCAUUGCAAAACGCGCCAUCCUGACAGGCCACCCUCUCAAGAUCCACAAGAAAUUAGUGACGGUACGAUACAUGUUCUUCAACCGCGAGGACGUACUGUGGUUUGCCGCGCUACCGUUGUGGACGAAGCGUGGUCGUCAAGGAUUCAUCAAAGAGCCGCUUGGUACGCACGGGUACUUCAAAGCUACAUUCGAUGGCAAGAUCAAUCCUAUGGAUGCCAUCGGUGUGAGUCUGUAUAAGCGUCUUUGGCCACGGCCAGCCAAGGCCUGGGAGUAAUGUCCCGGCCUUGGAAUACCUGCCAGAUGAAAUCAUCAGAUAUAUAGGUAGAUACUCUAGAAGGUGAUCCGAUGACAUGAUGAACGAUAUGACCCAU